This is a messenger RNA of Ahaetulla prasina, 3204 nucleotides long. It is a transcript of the gene CMTM8, whose product is annotated as CKLF like MARVEL transmembrane domain containing 8. Gene Ontology annotation, molecular function: structural constituent of myelin sheath. The record is from RefSeq and is a predicted model, not a curated record. NCBI's taxonomy places the organism in Eukaryota, Metazoa, Chordata, Lepidosauria, Squamata, Colubridae. Bases 2136 to 2630 code for a protein of 164 amino acids. Gene Ontology annotation, cellular component: membrane. The transcript has 4 exons. Gene Ontology annotation, biological process: myelination.
UAAUUAUUACAAUUUGAAGAUUUCUUUCUGGAGUCUAGUUAUAUUAAAAGUGUACAGACACUUUGUGCUAAGGUAAUUUCUUGUCCCUUUGUCCUGCAGAAGCAGGCUUUAGGGACAAAUAUUUGCAGAACAAGAUGAAUCUUUAGAAGGUCAAAAGUCUGCUUAGAAAGUGCCAUUGUUGAGGCCAGUUUAAAAACUUUUCAUAACACUCGAUGAAUGAGGUUGAAUUUUUUUCAGUUAGUUACAUUUUGUCAUUUACAUUUUCCUUACAAGACUGAAUUUUAAACCCACACAAUUGAUUUUAAUAGGUGGCAUUUUUUUCUGAUCAACUAUUUCAGGCAAGAGAUGUUGCUAAAAGGGCUUUCACAAUAUAUUGGAAAGUUAUAAUUCUUAUUUCAAUUGUCAAAUUGGGAAGAUUUCCUAUCCUUAGUCUGGGGCAUAAAAGGAAGAAUAAAUGUAUCAAAAUUGUCAAAAUCUUGAUAAACAAGAUAUAGCCUAACCUCUUUCCAUAAAAUAUAAAAUGCAGUAGAUGUUCAAUAUAUCAGGUUUAUGCCUUAGAUUAUCAAAUGUUACUGAAACCAACUUCUGGAAUUAUCUUUUUUUCCUUCCCUGACAGAGAUUUGGGUUCCUUGCUUCCUUUUAAAAAAGUCAGUGUAUUUACUGUUCCUGGCAUAGUGAUUUAAUAAAUAACAGCAAUAUUACCAAAAUUAACUUGGAAAAUCCUAUUGCAUUAAUUACAGUGAGGCGGUGCGGUAUUCUAUCUGCUCUGAGAUAGAAAAUUCAGUAGUUUUUUGGUAUUGUUUUAUGUGGAUUUUAAAAAGUGAUUGGGUAUGAAUAGUUUAUAUUGAAAUGUCUUUGUUUUAUUCAUCAAAUGGUUGAAGGAUAAUGCUAUGUCAUCCCAUUGCAGUACAAUGUAUUGGUUAUAUUUUUGACUUGGUCUUCAAGUCCCCUUUGACUCUACAAUUCAUAGAUUCAUUUUAAAUUAUACUUCUCGGUCUACCCCAGAUUAGAUGUUGUGGGGAUAAAAUUAGGGAUACCCAUGUAUAAAGCUUCUGAAGUUAGAAUAAAAGGGGGUAGGGCUUCAGUCAUAUGACUGUAACUGCCACAUUAAGUUUUUUGACACUCCCCUUCCUGUGGCUCCCCUGACUUAUAGGAAUAAAAUAAUGUCAGGCCCCAAGAUCCAAGAAUAAGAGGUAGAGUUACUUCUGAGCAAUUUCCUUUAUUGCUCUUCUCCUAUAGACGUAAGAGACGUGAUGACUCAAUGGCUUAAUGACCCUAGAGAUGGUCUUUGCUGCAACAGUUUGAGUCCCAGCACAGAGUUGCAGGAUGAGUUCUGCCACCUACCUAGCAGUUUGAAAGCAUGUUCUAUGCAAGUACAUAAACAGGUACCACUUUGGUGGGGAGAUGAGCUGGUGCUUCAUGUAGGAAUCAGAUUUCUGUUGGUUCUGAAACUUCCCGGGUGCAAAUCACAUUUUCAAGGCAGCCUUGGUAGAAGGAGGGGGCCUGGAUGCUGCUGCAAGAAGAGCCAUUUGUCUUCCUUCCUAGUGCAAAGCUAGCUCUCCCUCCUGUGACACACCUUGGGAAGUACGUGACCAUGUACAUGCUAGUAAGAGCUAGUAAAUUGGCAGCCAAGCUACUACUUUUAUUAACAUUGUACUCUACUGGCUAAUAUAAAAAAUGUCAUACAAUAAUAAUAACAACAAUAUCAACAUAUAGAUAGAAUCUUGCUAGGUUGCAUAAACUGCUUCUUUGUCCUCUGAAAAUCAGUCCUUCCUCCUGGGAAUCCAGACUACAUUCCACCACAAUAACAGAUCAUUACGGUUAUACAAAUUAUUCAGGCAUAAUUGCCAUUUCAGGUGUUCUAAACUUGCACCAAAGUCUGUGUUCCAAAAGUUUUAUUCUGAGGUCAGAAUAGAGCCUUCUUAAGCUAUCCUGAGUGUUGUUUUGGUGGAAUAGACAGUGAUGAUUUCAACCGGUUUGCAUAAUUUCAGCCAAACCGGUUGUUAAAUUGCUGGCUGGCCCUGCCUCACCCAGCCACUAUUUAUUGCCUCGCACACCUUGGCUGGUGCCUUAAAGUCACACCGCAGCAUAGCUGCAGCUGCUCUUCAGUUCCCUUGCCUCGACCUAAUGGCCACAUGGCCCAGCCUGCUUGCCUGCUUUUGACGCGGCCUACAACGUGGUGGCCUUCUGCUCAUCUUGGCCUGCUCCCGAACGCCCACCUCCAGCUGCUCCCAACCACUUCAGCAGCAGAACAGGUACUAGGUUUGCUAGUGUGGAUGUUGAUUGCUGGAACCAACUAUUUCCUGUACCCUGUCUUUGGAUGGAUAAUGUUUGUGGCUGUGUUUUACUGGAUUCUUACACUCUUUUUUUUGAUCAUCUAUAUGACAAUGACCUAUACGAAGAUACCUCAAGUGCCAUGGACCACAGUUGGUCUGUAUUUUAAUGGCAGUGCCCUUCUCUUGUACUUAAUUGCUGCUAUUUCAGAAGCAUGUGCAGUCACCAAAGAACUUGACUACUACAAUUACAAUAGCUGGGCAGCAUCUUCGUUCUUUGCCUUCGUUGUUGCUUCCUGCUAUGGUGGAAAUACCUACUUUAGUUUUGUAUCUUGGAGAUCACGGACCUUGCAAUAAGUAUUAUCUUCUAAUAAAAGAGCUCUGUAUGUAAAUGUUAUAUAAUUUUGUUGAAAAUACUUAGGUAAUAUGGUUUUCACUCAAAAACAAAUAGUUAUUUUUACAAAUUAUGGAAAGGAUAGUUCUCCUGACAGAAAUGGUUCUACACACUGUUAUCCUAUCAGCUUCAUUUGAAUUAAUCGUUGUGACAUAGUUCAGUUACUAGAAACAAGCAGAAGGAAGAAUUGAUGAUCUAGGAGGGAAGAGAAGAAAGCAUGGAAGCGGUUCAAUGUUGUUUGCACUGGGGGCAGUUCCAUACAGUAUUGUACCCCUUUGAAAGCUGCUCCAGAUCUCAGGAUUCUUGUCAAUAGUGUUGAAGAGCAUUGUACAACCAGGGCCACUAUCUGAUGGGACUGAUUUAAAAUCUGAAAACUUUUGUAACAUGAAACACAUGUAUCCUCAGAUCAAAUACUGUAACUGUUACUCUUUGUAUCAAUUCAUAUUAUUUCCUUAGGUAGUGUAUAGUGUUGUAACAAAAUCAGUGGACUUCACAGUUGUGAUCUUCAUAAAUGUUUUUGUUUAUUUAUUAGAAAAA